Hepatospora eriocheir is the source of this 327-nucleotide messenger RNA. Lineage: Eukaryota; Fungi; Microsporidia; Hepatosporidae. The record is from the annotation of a GenBank genome assembly.
AUGUCAAAUAGAAAGAAGAAUAACGAAAAAGCAACAUUUUUAUCUCAAUUACCAUUGGCUAUUAAGACUGGAAAAUAUGAAAUGGGUAUAAAUAAGACAAUUAAGUCUGUCAUCAAUGGUUCAUGUAAACAUCUUGUAUUGGCAAGUAACAUACAAAACCAUCAUAGAAUGCAAUUAGAGUAUUACAGAAAACUUACUGAUGGUUUUAAGAUUGAAUAUUACACUGGUACUAACAAUGAUUUAUCAAGUUUACUUGGGUUGAAGUGUAGAACUUCUGUUGUUUCUAUUAUUGAUGCAGGAGAAGCAGAUUUGAAUAUUGAAGCUUAA